This is a messenger RNA of Archocentrus centrarchus (flier cichlid), 2180 nucleotides long. RefSeq names its product ring finger protein 214 (gene rnf214). The record is from RefSeq and is a predicted model, not a curated record. Lineage: Eukaryota; Metazoa; Chordata; Actinopteri; Cichliformes; Cichlidae. The coding region runs from base 200 to 1936 and encodes 578 amino acids. Gene Ontology annotation, molecular function: ubiquitin-protein transferase activity. The transcript has 6 exons.
ACUUUGAGGGACGCACACAGUAGCAGGCUGGCGGCACGCGUAAACAGGACUUUAAGAGUAGCUAAUGUCGCGGAAGUUUUAUUUUCAGGAGCUUUUCCGGAGCUCGUGAGUCCGCUCGGGGUUGAGCGAAGGCGGGUGUUUGUGUGGAGAGAGAAAGGCGGAUCCGGACCGGCGGUUUCAUUUCUGUAGUUCUUUUAACAUGGAUGCUAGCGUGGGAGCGGCUAAUGUGGCCUCAGGAGAUGAACCACAAGAGUUCGAAGUCCAGCAUGUAACGCAGGAGGAAGACCCGUACCUGGAUCCGGACCCGGACCUGGAUCUGGAUUCAGCUAAAACAACAGCAGAAGGUCUGAUACACAAGGCCCAGGCCGUGCAGACAGACAGCAUGACUGCAGAGUCCAGCGUCAACACGGAGAACGACUGGGAGAGCAAGGCGGCCGCCGUGUUUGAGUACAGCUCCACCCUGAUGGAGCAGCACAACAAACUGGUGAAGGAGCAGGAGGAGGAGGAGGUGGAACAUGAGAAGUACAAACAACAGCUGCAGAAGAGGAAGGAAGAGGCUACCCGCCAGCACCAGGCUCUUCUGGACAAACUGGAGUCUCUGCGAGUGAAACUGCAGCUGAACAACUCCAAGGCCACCAGGAAGAACUUCUUAGCCAAGAAAGCAGAAAUGAGCACAGAGAAAACCCGAGCAGAGGAGGAGAAGAACAGGCUGGCCAAAGAGCUGGAGGAGAGCGAAAGGAAGCUGACGGCACUCACUGAGGAGCAGAGCGAGGAACAGCGGAGGUGGCGGGAGGAGCUGGAGGAGCUGAGGCAGGAGAUGGAGCGAGUGAGGAAGGAGGUAGAAGAAUCCCAGCUGCAGGCCUUGCAGGACGAAGUCGCAGCCGUGGAGAAGCAGAGAGACGUGGCCGUGUCUCGCAUCGAAGCCUGGCUGAAAGAGGUGGGACAGUAUCUGAACACUCUCAGGCUGGAGUUUCCACAGCAGUAUUCUCAUGAGAGGUCGAAGUGGGAGAAGAAAGAAGGUUUGGUCCGGAGGAACCAGGCUGAGCUCCAGAGUCGCUUCAAGGAGGUUCUACAGCAGCUUCAGCAGGGUCGAGAGUUAGAGUCCCUCCCCAGGAUCAAUGUGCCGUCUCUGCCUCAGGUCCCCAUGGCUGAGCUGCGCUUCGAUCAGGUGAUGCAGUCGCUGGUUCGGCCACACAUCGGGACUCCGCCUCUUUCGAACCCAGUUCACCGACCCCUCCAACAGCAGAGGCACCCACACUAUUACCAGCAGCGGCACCAUCACCCCCAGCCUCCCCAGUACCGUGGCCCUUACCACCACCCAGCCCCCCAGCAAUACUUCCAACCCCCCCCAUCACUGCAGGACCAUCCUCCCCCUCAGCUUCUGCCCCACAUCAGAGGCCAAAUGAGGGUGACUCCCCCUCCCAGUCUGUCCCCGUCCCCCCCUUUUCAGCCUGCCCACCCUGUGGCGCCUUCCCCCCCUCCCCCCCCCUCAGCACCUGCUGGAAAACUGGACAAAGUCCUGGAGAAGCUCGGAGCAAGGUUCCCACAAUGCAACAGGGCUCAGCUAACAUCUCUGCUCCAGCAGGUGAAGAGCUCUCGCGGCACCUUGGCCGGCAUGUCCAUGGACGAAGUCAUCGAGCAGGUCGGCUUCAGGCUGGCCCAAAAUGAGAGGUCGGCCCCGGGGCCCAUUAGUCGGCCCACACCCCCGGGCCCCAUUCAGAGGCCGGCCCCUCCCAUGCAGAGAGCAGCGGCGGCAGCGCCACCAACUGGAGGUCACGCCGUCGGGGCCCGUAAACUCUGCCUGAUGUGCCAAAACCAUGUGGACCCAGAGAGCCGCCACCCACUCAGCUGCUCCCACACCAUCCACAGAGACUGCAUCCAGGUGUGGCUGCAGUCCAGCAAGAACAACUCGUGCCCCUUCUGUCCAGCAAAGUGACCGAAUAGACAGUAACACAUCUGUGCCAUUCCAGAUGUUCUGUCUCAUAAUCUUGUGAUAUAUUCAGUCUGUGGGACUCUGUAUCAUCUCUGUUUUCAGCAAACCUGUAACGAGGGUCUGAGGUCGAAUUGUUCAGUACUUCAGUUUGAGUUACAGAAAGGAGUCAGUCUUAAUGCAUCGUUCUGUCACAGGCUGAAACGUGUUUGUACAGCAUCGUGUCAUCAGUAAAGCUGUCUGCAUCAUA